Messenger RNA from Gryllus bimaculatus (two-spotted cricket), 450 nucleotides. NCBI's taxonomy places the organism in Eukaryota, Metazoa, Arthropoda, Insecta, Orthoptera, Gryllidae. The record is from the annotation of a GenBank genome assembly.
AUGGACUGGCAAUUUUCGGUGCUGCUGUGGCGCGUGAGUGGGGUUCACCAUGACGAUGAGAUGACGACGGCUGAGGCCGCACGGGGCUACCCUCAUGGCCGUACACUCGGCCGCAACCACGUGCUCUCCCAUGGUGAACACUGCGCCCGAAUUCCAACCUCUUCACGAUUCGCUAUGCUCCUGUUGCCGCUGUUGCUACUGGCGCCUCCACUACCCCCGACAGACGCCGGCGCCGCCGACCCUGGAGGCGGGGACACAUGCCCGCCCGCCGACGACCCCGCGGCCGCCGCCUGCCCCUGCUACAAGUUCGAGGACGGGCUGUUCCUCGAGUGCCCGGGCGCGUCGGCCGCCGCGAUUCGGCAGGCGCUGGAGCGGGUGGCGGCGCCCGUGCACUCGCUCUCCGUCUACGACCUCGACCACUCGCUCACCGAGCUCACCGCCGACGUCUUU